AGUAAAGAGACUCAUGCCAAAUAAAACAUUCUUUUAUUAUUUAAAUUUAUGAAUUAUUCAAAUCAAUGCCAAGAAAAAAUGGUCUUAAGUGCAUAGCAUAGUCUACAGAUAUGAACGUACGCGCUAUAACAAUAAAUCAAACCUCUUAAGUGUUUCAUAAUUUGGAGAUAUCACGUACAGUUACGUAAAUAAAAGAAACAUUUCUGUAUAGACGCUCACUUUUGCAACAUGUUUUGUAAAGCAAUGUAGCUAGCUAAUCAGAAAGCCAAGCGCAACAAAUGUGCUAUUUCAUAAUAUGAACGCAAAAGUUCACUGAAAAUGAACCAUAUCCGCUUCUAGUCGUAUAUUAUUAAUCUUUUAACAAGGUUUGUUACAAUUAACACGUUUACAGUCUCCAAAUGCACUGGAUAAUGUGACGUCUUUUAUAUCAGGCAAAACAAAGACUACCAUAAUUUACUCUAUAUUGGGGUCCUCACUGAACUGAUUGCUUUCUCCUGCACGGACUGCAAUGGCGGAUUACGAUAGCUACGAUGACCGAGAUCGGGCUUAUGGCAGUUUUGGAGGUGGGAGAGGAAGAUCCCGAGGCGGAGGCGGCCCAGGGGGACCCCGCAAACAGAAAGAGCUCCCCACGGAGCCCCCCUACACGGCCUACGUGGGCAACCUCCCCUUCAACACGGUGCAGGGAGACAUCGACGCCAUCUUCAAAGACCUGAGCGUCAGGAGCGUCCGGCUAGUCAGAGAUAAAGAAACAGACAAGUUUAAAGGUUUCUGUUAUGUAGAAUUUGAUGACUUGGAAUCCCUAAAAGAAGCCUUGAUGUACGAUGGUGCUCUCCUGGGCGAUCGGUCGCUACGGGUGGACAUCGCCGAGGGCCGUCGGCAAGAGAAAGGCGCCGGAGGGUUCGGCUUCCGAAAACAGGACGACAGAGGAGGCCGAGGAGGCAUGCGUGGCCCCAGAGGAGGGGAGCGGGAUCCCAGAGAUGACUUCGACCAAUCGGGAGGAGGUUUUAGGGAGGACGACUUCAUGUCUGGGAGGAGUCGAGGGGGCGGGCGACCCGGAGACCGGAGGGGGGUCGGAGCCGGAGGCGGAGGAGGGAUGGGCCGGUACAGAGAUGGACCGCGCGGUGGCUCCACGGACUUCAGAGAACCUUCUGAAGAGGAGAGGGCUCAGCGGCCGAGGCUGCAGCUGAAACCGCGCACGGUGGACGCCCCCCUGAACCAGGUCGCCAACCCCCACUCCGCCAUAUUCGGUGGGGCGAAGCCGCGGGAGGAGGUAAUUUCCAAAGAAAAGGACUAAAAAAAAAAAAAUUUAAAAAUUUAAAAAAUAAAAAUUAAAACAGCCGCAGGGCAGGGGUGGAGCAAUGGGACUGUAGAGGAUGCUGGGAAACGGUACCGCCUCCGCCAUUACUCCCACCCGUCAAUCAGACCGAGGCCCCGCCUCCCCCGGGCCCGGUUUCAGCAACAUAUAUAUUCAACAAGCAAGAAAACACACACACACACACACACAAACACGCCCACAAAACAAACAAAAACAAAACGACGACAAACAAGCAGCUUGUGAGUGCAUGUCCGCCGUUAGCAAGUGGUUUUUAAUUACUCCUCCGCUUCCCUGUAUCUAGUGCCUGCUCUGUACUGUAGUUACUUUGGGGGAUGGACAAUUCACACCUUGAUUUCUGAGAGGCAUACAAACUUCGCUGCUCCAAAAAGAAGGAUCCAGUCAGUUUUAUUUUAUUUUAGUUCGUUGUUCUGGACCGGAGUGAAAUGGCCCCUAAAAAUUGACAAGCCGAACAGUGUUAAAAGCCAAGCCGUUUUUGGCAUUGAGUGUUUGUGGCCUAACCUCUGAUGUGCCGUGUUUUAUGAACUCAAACUCUUUGAGUUUUGCCUAUGAGUGCUUUUUAAUUGGCGUUUAUUUGUGACUUGACUUUGGUGUGCUAACAUUAAAGGGCACCUUGGCUUAUUUUGAACAAAGGCUCACCUCUUGACUUUGACGUUUUAUCUGUUUACACAUUCCUAAAUGGACACUAUAUGGUUCAUGGUUAAUUAUCAAGCAAAGUACUAAGGUAUUUUUGUAUGGAAACCCAGGCUAAGUUCUUGGUUGGACGAUCCAAGAACACAUUGAGAAGGUGGGCCAUUAAGGCAGGGCAAUAAAUUUAUGGAUUUGUCCAAUAAAACACUUUCCCUGGGUUUAUUUUGUUUAGAGGAAAACCAGUUUCCCUUUAAUUGCAGUGGGGAGCUGGGUGUUCAUGAGUUGGUUUCGGUGCUUGGUGAGUGGCAUUUCAGAGAAGGUCAAUCCAGUCACCAUGCAGUAAUUUCAUUUUAUAUGGAGGUGGCCAU
Anguilla rostrata (American eel) is the source of this 2331-nucleotide messenger RNA. Its product is annotated as eukaryotic translation initiation factor 4H-like. NCBI's taxonomy places the organism in Eukaryota, Metazoa, Chordata, Actinopteri, Anguilliformes, Anguillidae. Gene Ontology annotation, molecular function: RNA binding. Bases 509 to 1294 code for a protein of 261 amino acids. The record is from RefSeq and is a predicted model, not a curated record. The transcript is spliced from 7 exons.